CCCCGCCCCGUGACAGCUAGCCAGUGACUGAGAGACCGCAAGAUGGGUUCUUCAUCUUUCACUUCCCUCCGUCCCAGGUCUGAACCCGGACCAGCUGGAGCCUUUGGGGGACCACGGAUUCCCCUUUAUACACACAAAGAUUUCUCUUGUCCGUCCUCGCCCAGCAGAAGGAGGCCCGAAGCUCUGCGCGACGCUGGCCCGCGGGGUGUGGGGGACUUUUCCUCUCAACCGCCGGUGACCUACGCGUGGGUGAACUGUGGGACGCCGGGCAGGCGACUUCUCCUCUCCGGGCCUCGGUUUUCCUGCCUAUCAAAUGGGGCUGAUGCCGGCGUGGGAUUUCUCGAGCGGUCGCGAGGGUUGAGGGUGGAGCCCCGGCUGAGCAAGCCAGCCGCGCACGCGCUCCGGGACGGAGGUCGGGGCUGGGGGACGUCGCCUCCCGCCCGCGCGCCCCCAGCCCCGCCCCGGCCCCGCCCCCGGCCCGCUUCCUCCUCCCGCGGGCGGCCCAGCCCUCGCGCCCCGCGCUCCGCGGGCAGCCCCCUGCCGCCGCGCCAUGUCCGUCGGCUGGUUCCGGCGCCGCUUCCUGCCUGGGGAGCCGCUCCCCGCGCCGCGACCGCCAGGGCCGCGUGCCAGCCCAGUCCCCUAUCAGCGGCCCCGCUUCCUGCGCGGCUCCUGCUCCAGCCCCGGCGCGGCAGAAGCUUCGCGCCGCCCAGAUUCCCGGCCCGUGCGCAGCCCCGCGCGAGGACGCGCGCUGCCUUGGAACGCAGGCUACGCCGAGUGAGUGCCCCUCCCGACCCCUGGCCCGGCCCCGGCCUGAGCCCGCCUCGGGUCCAGUGCCGGCCUAGAAAGCGGGAGGAGCUGAGAUUAUCAAUGCAGAGAAAUCUGAAUUCAAUGAGGAUCAAGCCGCCUGUGGGAAGCUGUGCAUCCGGAGAUGAUGAGGUGAUCGGGCGGGAGCUGGAGGCCUCAGGCCAGGUGGGCGGCUGCACAGCCCUGGUGGCUGUGUCCCUUCAGGGAAAGCUGUACGUGGCCAAUGCUGGGGAUAGCAGGGCCAUCUUGGUGCGGAGAGAUGAGAUACGGCCACUGAGCUCCGAGUUCACCCCAGAGACUGAGCGGCAGCGGAUCCAGCAGCUGGCCUUUGUCUACCCUGAGCUUCUGGCUGGUGAGUUCACCCGACUGGAGUUCCCUCGGCGGCUGAAGGGGGAUGACUUGGGACAGAAGGUUUUGUUCAGGGAUCACCACAUGAGGGGCUGGAGCUACAAACGUGUGGACAAAUCGGAUCUCAAGUACCCACUGAUCCACGGACAGGGUAGGCAGGCUCGGUUACUAGGAACACUGGCUGUCUCCCGGGGCUUGGGAGACCAUCAGCUCAGAGUCCUGGACACAAACAUCCAGCUCAAGCCUUUCUUGCUCUCUGUCCCACAGGUGACUGUGCUGGAUGUGGACCAGCUGGAGCUACAGGAGGAUGAUGUGGUUGUCAUGGCGACUGAUGGACUCUGGGAUGUCCUGUCCAACGAGCAGGUGGCAUGGCUGGUGCGGAGCUUCCUCCCUGGGAACCAAGAGGACCCACACAGGUUCUUGAAGCUGGCCCAGAUGCUGAUACACAGCACACAGGGGAAGGAAGACGGUCUCACAGGGGAAGGGCAGGUGUCCUACGAUGACGUCUCUGUGUUCGUGAUUCCCUUGCACAGUCAGGGCCAAGACAGCAAUGGCCCCUGAGGAUUCAGACACUGUAUCCCAGAACUGCUCCAGUGUUUGGGUGUGGUCUGGGCAUCCUUCCAGUGUGACCAAGAGCAAAUCCUGCCCGCCCUAUCCCCAGCCACAGCCCAGUGCUCUCGGUGGUUACCUUGACACACAUCCAUCUCAAGAGGAACAUUUAUACCAGGCAGUCAGAGCUGGAAGGGUGUGGUGAGCCCAGCCCACCAGGUCCUGACUUUUGCAGUGAUAACCUCUUUGGCAGAGUGACUUUACAACUUAACCAGGAAACCCAUGUGAGGCUCCUCAGACAGGAUCUUCAACAGCCCAAAGUAUCAUUCUCAGAUAGGGGCACCCAGGGUAAGAGUAUUAGCCAAAGAUGCCAGGAUGGGCAGCUAGCCCAUGUUUAAAUACAGGUCUCCAGUGCAUGGAUGUCAGGGCAUGUGUUCAACAACCCCUGAAGUCCAUGCAAGGUGCCUUGUAGAAACCUUUAGGCAGCCCCAUUUCUGCUAAAACAGCCAUCUUCAAGACAGCCCCUGAAGAGACCAACUCAGGUCCUGCCCUGCUGUCCUUUGCUGGAGAUGAGGAACAGGCUCUUGGGCUAAGGUUCAGGGUAGAGCACAAGGAACCAGAGAAGCUCCUGGAGUUGGCUGGGUGAGAGGGCUCUCCAUUUGCUGCUUGUAGUAGCCUGCCUGCUAACUGGUUGCUUCUCCCUAGUUCCAGCCCUGCCCUGGUCUGAUGCCCCAACUCUGCCUUUGCUUUGUUGUUCCCUCUCGCCUCCCUAUUAAAUGCUGUGUACAGAAGAGCCCUUGUGAAUUGUGAAUUGCUGU
This is a messenger RNA of Sapajus apella (tufted capuchin), 2519 nucleotides long. RefSeq names its product protein phosphatase, Mg2+/Mn2+ dependent 1M (gene PPM1M). Gene Ontology annotation, biological process: protein dephosphorylation. Lineage: Eukaryota; Metazoa; Chordata; Mammalia; Primates; Cebidae. Gene Ontology annotation, molecular function: protein serine/threonine phosphatase activity. The coding region runs from base 43 to 1713 and encodes 556 amino acids. The transcript has 10 exons. The record is from RefSeq and is a predicted model, not a curated record.